This is a messenger RNA of Scomber japonicus (chub mackerel), 2886 nucleotides long. RefSeq names its product deltex 2, E3 ubiquitin ligase (gene dtx2). Lineage: Eukaryota; Metazoa; Chordata; Actinopteri; Scombriformes; Scombridae. Gene Ontology annotation, cellular component: nucleoplasm. Bases 304 to 2283 code for a protein of 659 amino acids. The record is from RefSeq and is a predicted model, not a curated record. Gene Ontology annotation, molecular function: zinc ion binding; ubiquitin protein ligase activity. The transcript has 9 exons. Gene Ontology annotation, biological process: protein ubiquitination; Notch signaling pathway.
CGUCCCUGAAGGCAGCAGCGGAUGAGGAAGGCACCCUGGCAACGCUGUCACUAAGCUAGCUAGCGUUAACGUUAUCCGAGUACUGUGGAGGCUUCUGCUUUGUCAACAUGCUCUUACAUGGUAAUCCAGCCUAUCUACCUUUUAAUCUUAACACCGCAGCUUCCUCAAAAGCCUGUUAACAAAAUGUGUGAUGGAGUUUUAUUUUAACGAGCCAAGCUAGCCUUUCGUCGUAGCUACACAAUCAGUCGGACCAGCUAACCUGAACGAGUUGUUGUUAGCAUUUAGCUUCUAGCUUCGGUGAAUAUGGCGAUUGUCUCUGGCUCCUGUGCCCGGGUGAACGGCUCCAGGAAUGGGCCUUCUGUGUCAGCGACGCCGUCUGGAUCCGUGGGACAAUCUCAGCCCAUGAUAGCGGUGUGGGAAUGGCAGGACGACCAGGGCUACUGGAGGCCUUAUAGCGGCCAGGUGAGCGCCUACAUCGAGCGGUGCCUGUCGCCGCGGGGACACCGAGGAGGAGGACCCGGCUCGACGAGCAUCUGCCUCGGACAGUCAGACCCAAGCCUGUCGCCUUAUCUCAUCGACAUACCAAGCUUGAAACAGUUCCGGCAGGACACAGGAAAGACACGCUCAGUACGUCGGUCCCUGUUUGCCCAGUCCUCAGGCCUAGGCAGUGGUGUUUACUGGGAGUGGGUGAACGAUGAAGGCGGUUGGACUCCAUAUGAGACUCGAACCUCUAUCCUUUUGGAGCACAGCUACCAGGCCCGACAAGGCACGGCAGACCUGGGCCCGCACGGAUACAAUUACAUAGUGGAUCUCACGUCUCUCACCCAAGUGAACAAAUCCUCGGGUUUCAGGCGGCAGGUGCGACGGCAGUGUAACCUACCCUACCCGCUCGCCUCCUUCGGCCCCCCGGCCAUCCCCUCUGCCCCCGCCUGCUCCUGCCAGCAGUGUUUGAGUCACAGCAGCACGGGGCCCAUACCCAGCCGUUCGCGUCAUUCCUUCUCGUCGGGCAGCCUGAACCGGCCCAGCCUUCAAGGGACGGGGAGGGCUGCUGCCGCUCACCCUACUUCUGUCUACUCGCCAUACCCCAGGAGACCCCUCUCUGUAGGGGGCAUGUCCUGGGGUAGUCCCUGGCCACCACCGGCCUCUGGUAGUCAACUGUCUGCAGCACCGCUUCUUACCAGCUCUACCAGUGCCAAUGGGUUAAGUGUUCCUUCCAUCUCUGUGCAGCUGAAUGGAUCCACCAGCGUGAGCUCUGCCCUGGCAGGCAUGGCCUCCAUUUUGAUGUCAGCAGUUGGACUCGGCGUGCACUUCACCACUGCCCCUCUCCCUCAGCAGCAGCAACAGCAGCAGCAGCAGCAGCAGCUACAGCAGCCACAGCCUCAGCAGCUACAGCAGCAGCUACAGCAGCAGCAGCAGCAGCCUGCUCCUUUCUCUCUUCCUCCUCCUCUCCUCCCCCCAGCCAGCAGGCCCAGCAAGCCCCACAGCAGCAGCAGCAGCAGCAGUUCAGUUAGGAGAGCAAAGAGACAGCACAGGAGAGCCUCUGCUCAGAGACCUGAGGAUGUGAUUCAACGCUACAUGGAGGUAGUGGCCGGAGUUCCAGAUGAGGACUGUAUUAUCUGCAUGGAUCAACUGUCAAAUCCAUCCGGCUAUGAGAUGCCGUCAACAGAUGAGGGCGGCCCGAACAUCCUGCCAGACACUGUGGGGAAAUUCAUCAAAUGUGGACACACCCUGCACAUGCUCUGCAUGCUCGCCAUGUACAACAAUGGAACAAAGGAUGGCAGUCUGCAGUGCCCCUCAUGUAAGACAAUCUACGGAGAGAAGACCGGCACCCAGCCCAAAGGCAAGAUGGAAAUUUACAGUGUCGCCCAGUCGCUGCCGGGCCACCCAGACUGUGGCACCAUUCAGAUCAUCUACAGUAUACCACCUGGCUUACAGGGACCAGAGCAUCCCAAUCCUGGACAGCCGUACACCUGUAGAGGUUUCCCUCGCUUCUGUUUUCUACCAGACAACGACAAGGGCAGGAAGGUGCUGGAGCUGCUGAAGGUGGCGUGGAUGCGUCGCCUCAUCUUCACCGUGGGAACGUCCAGCACCACCGGAGAGCCCGACACGGUGGUGUGGAACGGGAUUCACCACAAAACCGAGAUGAUGUCCAACUUGUCGGGCCACGGCUACCCAGACCCCAACUAUCUGGACAAUGUUCUGUCUGAGCUGGCCUCUCAGGGCGUGACAGAGGACUGCCUCAAACCUCUGGGCGGAGGCGGCGGUGGCGGCGCCAGCAGCUAGGUCAAGGCUCCGAGCGUCGUGCACACUUCCACUAACUGCUGACCCACUCCAGUUACAACCCAUCAACAUCCACCUCUUUUUCCAGCUGGACUUUCUGCAACCUCUGUCUGUUAUUCAGUAAUGUCAGCGUCCGCCUGAUUCUCAAUGAAUGAGCGAACAGGAAGAAAGCGAGCUGAAUAAAGGUUCCUCUGGAAGAAGAGAAGAGAGAGUUAUAUUGAGCUAAGAGCUAAAUGUGGCUCCUGUUACUCUUAAAAACCCCCCUUUCACACAUGUACUACAACCCUGAAGUUAUCCAACAUUAUAAAACUGUGAGAACGCACAUGUCCAAAUCACUCAAACCGGACAUUAAACAGAUUUUACUCGGCUAGCUCUCCAGCGUGUAAUCCGUGUAAUGUCCGAUUUAAGUUCAUGUGUAAAUACAGCAGGCUGUUUUAACGGGGGAUUCCCAGUGAGCCAGCAAACGGCCGUGUCAGUGACAUUUCUAUCAUGUGACUGGCAAGAAACUGAAAUAAUAGAAAUAAGCAUAAUUUACACGAGGACGAUGUGAUUUAGCAAGCAAUGCUAAGAGCCUCGCUUGUUUAUGACCAAAUUAUGAACUGGUUA